Messenger RNA from Kwoniella botswanensis, 1242 nucleotides. Its product is annotated as pyruvate dehydrogenase (acetyl-transferring) E1 component, alpha subunit. Bases 1 to 1242 code for a protein of 413 amino acids. Lineage: Eukaryota; Fungi; Basidiomycota; Tremellomycetes; Tremellales; Cryptococcaceae. Gene Ontology annotation, biological process: pyruvate decarboxylation to acetyl-CoA. Gene Ontology annotation, cellular component: intracellular membrane-bounded organelle. The transcript has 11 exons. Gene Ontology annotation, molecular function: pyruvate dehydrogenase (acetyl-transferring) activity. The record is from RefSeq and is a predicted model, not a curated record.
AUGUCAUUCUCACUCCUCAGAUCUCGUGGGCUUAGAGCUGCAACCAGGACAGCGGGUGUCCGACCCGCUCGAUCCACCCUCCCUGCUAUGAGGUUCCUCCAAACGGACGCAGACAAAUCCUCGCCCGCUGAGGCUUUGCCCGAGUCCGGAGAUCAACCUUUCACCGUAGCUCUUCACGGAGAAUCUUUCCACUCUUACCGAUGUGAUGCCCCUUCAAAUGAGAUCUCAAUCACCAAGGAUGAGUUGGUGAAGAUGUACACUACUAUGGUCCAAAUGAGAAGAAUGGAACAAGCCGCCGAUGCGUUGUACAAGCAGAAGAUGAUCCGAGGUUUCUGUCACUUGGCUAUCGGUCAAGAAGCCGUCUCAGUCGGUAUGGAACACGCCAUUGACGGUGAUGAUCGAGUGAUCACCUCGUACAGAUGUCACACUUUCGCAGUGUUGAGAGGUGGUACAGUCAAGGGAGUUAUUGCCGAGUUGAUGGGCCGAGUCGACGGUAUGUCGUACGGAAAAGGUGGUUCCAUGCACAUUUUCACUCCCUCUUUCUUCGGUGGUAACGGUAUCGUCGGUGCUCAAGUACCCGUCGGUGCUGGUAUUGCUCUCGCCCAAAAAUACUUGAAGAAGAAGACUGCUACUUUCGCUCUUUACGGUGAUGGUGCUUCUAACCAGGGUCAAGUAUUCGAGGCUUACAACAUGGCUAAACUCUGGAACCUCCCUUGUGUCUUCGUAUGUGAGAACAACAAGUACGGUAUGGGUACUUCCGCCGAACGAUCCUCUCAAAACACCGAAUUCUUCACUCGAGGUGAUAAGAUCCCAGGUCUCCAGGUCAAUGGUAUGGAUAUCCUCGCUGUCAAGAAAGCUACCGCUUGGGCCAAAGAAUGGGUCACCUCAGGAAAAGGUCCAUUGGUAGUUGAAUUUGUUACCUACAGAUAUGGUGGUCACUCCAUGUCCGACCCCGGUACCACCUACCGAACCAGAGAUGAAGUCCAACAGAUGCGAUCUGAGAAGGAUGCUAUUGCCGGUUUGAAGAGAUACAUCUUGGAAUGGGGAGUCACCGAUGAGGCUAGCUUGAAGGCUAUCGACAAGAAGGCUAAGGAGGAAGUUGACGCUGCCGUCGAGGAAGCUAAGAAAUCACCUUUCCCAGAUGUCAAGACCUUCUGGACCGAUAUCUACUACAAGGGUACCGAACCACCUAUGAUGAGAGGAAGAGAGAAGGAAGAAUACCACGUUUACUCCCAAGCAUAA